Messenger RNA from Ananas comosus (pineapple), 1130 nucleotides. Its product is annotated as multiple organellar RNA editing factor 2, chloroplastic-like. Gene Ontology annotation, cellular component: mitochondrion. NCBI's taxonomy places the organism in Eukaryota, Viridiplantae, Streptophyta, Magnoliopsida, Poales, Bromeliaceae. The record is from RefSeq and is a predicted model, not a curated record. The transcript has 4 exons. The coding region runs from base 135 to 875 and encodes 246 amino acids. Gene Ontology annotation, biological process: mitochondrial mRNA modification; cytidine to uridine editing.
UCCCGUCCCCCAGACCGCAAACCCACCUAAAAGGCUAUAACCCCCCGUUAUCUAUCGCAUCGUUCCCCGCCUCUCUAUCUCAAGUCCUCCGGAUUAGGUUUUCUUCUCCUAUUUUUCCUUCGUCCGCCGCUUCAAUGGCCACCUCCGCCGCCGCUCGGGCCAUCACCUCCUCCCCCGUCGCUUCCUUCCGAUCACCUGUCGCCCUCUUCCUCGCCAAGCGCUUCUUCGUCUCAUCCUCGCGCUCCUCGCCCGCUCCCCUUUCCGGCCUCGUCCGCCUCCGCACGUCGCCGCCGAUCCUCGCGCGCGCCACCGCCGGCGCCGGCGCCGCCGCACGGAUGGGUUCGGUGCGGUGCUUGGCCCGGCGCGCGGGAGACUCGGCGUACUCGCCGCUCAAGUCCGGUUCCGGCGGCGGGUUCAGCGACCGCCCGCCGACGGAGAUGGCGCCGCUGUUCCCCGGCUGCGACUACGAGCACUGGCUCAUCGUCAUGGACAAGCCCGGCGGCGAGGGCGCCACCAAGCAGCAGAUGAUCGACUGCUACAUCCAAACCCUAGCGAAGGUCCUCGGAAGUGAGGAGGAAGCGAAAAGGAAGAUCUACAAUGUGUCCUGCGAGCGCUACUUUGGAUUCGGUUGCGAGAUUGAUGAGGAAACUUCAAACAAGCUCGAAGGUCUUCCUGGUGUUUUGUUUGUGCUUCCGGACUCGUAUGUUGAUCCUGAGAACAAAGACUAUGGAGCUGAAUUGUUUGUGAAUGGGGAAAUAGUGCAAAGAUCACCUGAGAGGCAGAGAAGGGUGGAGCCAGUGCCCCAGAGAGCUCAGGACAGACCCAGAUACAAUGACAGAACCCGGUAUGUGAGACGGAGGGAGAACCAGCGGUGAACACGGGUCUUGUUUGGCUUAGCAGAUGGCAGUGUGCAACUGGGUUUGAAGAGACUUCUUUGAUAGGGAUUUUGUCCAUGUUUAUUCAGUGUGUACCUGUGCAAACUGAUGUAUGCAGACAGAUCAUAUCUACUAUUUAGUUAUAUUAUGGCCCAGCUAAAAUAUGUACUGUAGGCUGGUGAACUUUGUGAGUUAUCUAUGGUUUUUUUUCUAUUUAUAACUAAAUGGUCUAAAUGUUCCCUAUGAUUUGCCCCA